AUGUCAGCCAGAAAGGGCUAUCUACUCCCUUCGCCAAAUUAUCCCACAACAAUGUCAUGCUCGGAGAGCCCCGCCGCGAACUCUUUUUUGGUGGACUCGCUCAUCAGCUCGGGCAGAGGCGAGGCGGGCGGCGGCGGCGGGGGCGCGGGAGGCGGCAGCGGCGGCUACUACGCCCAUGGCGGGGUCUACCUGCCGCCCGCUACCGACCUGCCCUACGGGCUGCAGAGCUGCGGGCUCUUCCCCGCGCUGGGCGGCAAGCGCAAUGAGGCGACGUCGCCUGGCGGCGGCGGUGGAAGCGGGAGCCUGGGUCCCACGGCUCACGGCACCUACGCUCCCGCGCCCCUAGACCUGUGGCUGGACGCGCCGCGCUCCUGCCGGAUGGAGCCGCCCGAAGGGCCUCCGCCGCCGCCACCCCAGCCGCAGCAGCAACAGCAGCCGCCGCCCCCGCCGCCGCCGCAACCACCCCAGCCCCCGCCACAGGCCACUUCGUGCUCUUUCGCGCAGAACAUCAAAGAAGAGAGCUCCUACUGCCUGUACGACUCGGCGGACAAAUGCCCCAAGGGCUCAGCCGCCACCGCCGACCUGGCCCCUUUCCCGCGGGGCCCGCCACCCGACGGCUGCGCCCUGGGCGCUUCCAGCGGAGUGCCAGUGCCUGGCUACUUCCGCCUCUCGCAGGCCUACGGCACGGCCAAGGGCUACGGCGGCGGCGCGCAGCAACUCGGCGCCGGCCCGUUCCCCGCGCAGCCCCCGGGGCGCGGCUUCGACCCGCCGCCCGCACUCGCCUCCGGCUCGGCUGAGGCGACCCGGAAGGAGCGCGCCCUCGAGUCCUCACCGCCGCCGCCCACGCUGGCUUGCGGUGGCUCGCAGGGCGACGAGGAGGCGCACGCGUCGUCCUCGGCAGCGGAGGAGCUCUCCCCGGCCCCUUCCGAAAGCAGCAAAGCUUCGCCGGAGAAGGACUCCCUGGGCAACUCCAAAGGCGAAAACGCAGCCAACUGGCUCACGGCGAAGAGCGGCAGGAAGAAGCGGUGUCCUUACACCAAGCACCAGACGCUGGAGCUGGAGAAGGAGUUCCUGUUCAACAUGUACCUGACGCGGGAGCGGCGCCUGGAGAUCAGCCGCAGCGUCCACCUCACGGACAGACAAGUGAAAAUCUGGUUUCAGAACCGCAGGAUGAAACUGAAGAAAAUGAACCGAGAGAACCGGAUCCGGGAGCUCACCGCCAACUUUAAUUUUUCCUGA
Molecule: messenger RNA, 1239 nt
Organism: Ochotona curzoniae (black-lipped pika)
Lineage: Eukaryota; Metazoa; Chordata; Mammalia; Lagomorpha; Ochotonidae
Gene: HOXA10
Product: homeobox A10
Exons: 2
Coding region: 1-1239 (412 amino acids)
Biological process (GO): regulation of transcription by RNA polymerase II
Cellular component (GO): nucleus
Molecular function (GO): DNA-binding transcription factor activity, RNA polymerase II-specific; RNA polymerase II cis-regulatory region sequence-specific DNA binding
Source: RefSeq, a predicted model, not a curated record